AUGAAUUUCGGAACACAGCCAUAUAUCCAGAUCCAGUUCCGUGUAGCCGUGGUUUGGUUUGAUUUCGUGUAAUUGCGUGUAAAAGUGCGUUGUAUGAAGUUGUAUGUUAUAAUCGCAGAAGAUCGUGAGAAAGAAAUAUUCGUGCUUCGCGCACGAAUUCAAGUAAACUUUAAUGCAGAUCACUUUUGAACAAGACUCUGUUGCAAUUCUACUUUAAAUAUGUUUGGGCAAACCGGAAAUACAUCGUUCAGUGGAUUUAGCGCACCAACGCAGAACAGUCUGUUUGGCCAGUCUGCUUUUGGUAAACCCAUUACUACGACAAGUUUUGGUAGUGGCGCAACACCCGUCUUUGGUAGUAGCAAUACUUCACUCUUUAGUUCUAAGCCUACAGGUUCUACUACAGGUGGCUUGUUUGGAAAUACCACAACGCCACCGGCAUUUAGACAGCCAACUAAUACUCAACCAUCCUUCGGAGGCUUUGGAACAACAAAUACAAGCACCAAUCUUUUUGGCACCCAACAAAAUGCAGGGACAAACCUUUUUGGUACGACUACAGGAACUUCAGCAUUUGGUCAAGCAAACAAACCUGGCUUCAACUUUGGCACAACAUCCGGAACCAAUCUAUUUGGACAGCCACAGCAGAAUCCGCAACAAACUACUCCGUUUGGUCAAGCUAAUACUACCACAAAUACAAAUCUCUUUGGUACAACUACAGGUUUUGGUAAUACCAAUCCCACUACUGUACCAGCUGGUACCGCGGUAAAAUUCACACCUGUCAUUACAACUGAUUCUAUGUCAAAAAAUGGAAUAUCACAUACUAUAUCAGCCCGUCACUGUUGCAUUGCAUCUAUGAAGGAAUAUGAAUCCAAAUCGUACGAGGAGUUACGUUUUGAAGAUUAUCAAAUUGGAAGAAAAGGUCCACAAACUGGUCUUUUUGGGACAUCGGCACAGACGUCGCCGUUUGGUAGCACAACGGCUGGUACUAGCACAGCUAACACAGGAUUUGGACCGAUGGCCGGAGGAUUCGGUACCCCCAACCAAUCGGGAUCGACCGGACUAUUUGGAAAGCCCAUUAGCAAUUUUGGAACACCAGCGACUACGACGACCAGCAGUUUUGUAUUUAAUUCUCCGCCCCCCACUACAAAUCUGUUUGGUACUAAUACUCAAACAAAGCCAUUUGGAACAGCUGCCCCGACGCCUCUUUUUGGCACAUCCAGUACUAAUCAAACUGCUGGAACUGGUUUUGGUAGUAUUAAUACUGCACAAAAUACGGGAUUUGGAUCUGCAUUUGGUUCUACACAACCUAAUCAGAGUAUUGGAUUGUUUAAUCAGAACAAAUCUGCUUUUAAUAUUCCAUCGACGUCAACUACCACUGGCUUCACUGGUUUCGGUCAGCCGGCUACUAAUUCCACUACAUUAUUUGGUAAUAAAACUACCACUACUGGAUUUGGAGGAACAUCUACUUUUGGUACGACCGCACCAUCUACAUUCGGAACCAAUACAGGUUUCAAUCCUGGCUCUAAUGCUGGGUCUUCAUUGUUUAACUCGUCAUUCAAACCAGCGGGACAAACGCCAGCAUUUUCUUUUGGAGCUACACCCGCGUCUUCAACUGGACUUGGUACGAAUACUGGUUUGAACUUGGGCAGUGGUUCUUCAUUAUUUGGACAACAAAAACCAGGCAGUCUGUUCGGAAAUACUGGGAACAAUAUGACGUUUAACAACCCUGGAACAUUCGGAUCUUCUACUUUUGGAGCAAGCUCCAACAUGAUGUCUGGAACAGGAAUGGGCUUGAUUAACGGAGGGGUUGUGUCAAAUCAAGCUAAGACAAAUGGUUCAGUACCAGUACAUCAACAAAUCUUGGCUCUUGUUUCCGCCCCAUUUGGUGAUUCACCAUUAUUGAAGAAUCUUUUACCGGCAUCUGGAAAGACCGAGGAACUCUUAAAACCUACGAAUCCAACAUCGAAAGUACUGAACAGUCCGCAAUACAGAGUUACUGCCAAUAACAAAUCUCCGAAGAUCAAAGCGAGAGUCGUCAGUUCUUCGCAACUGUCUAAGAAAUCUUUGUUCGACGGUCUCGAAGAAGAAGAUCCCGUAAUAACCGAGGCUUUUCAACCCCGGCCAAGCGCGAAACGUUUGGUGUUGCGACCAAAGUCGGCGACAAAUUCCUCGGUUCAAUCGCCCAUAGAAAACGGAGAAUCCAUAACGAGAAAUUGUACUGCAGAUGACAGGACAGAUACGUCAAAUGUAAUACAUAGUAACAAUAUCGAAGUCAACGACAAAGAAAAUCAUAGCCAAGAUAAUAAUCGACUUGUGAAUGAUCGACGGUCGUCUACAUCUUGGUUAAAAUCCACACUUCCGCGGAAAAAUAAAAUUUUGGAUGACGAAUUGCUCGAGGGACAGCGAUCGCCUUUUUCUGGAACAAAUGUAUCCGAUGAGGUGAAUAAUACGGUGGCCGAAUUGAGAUCACAGAAUAAUAUAUCGAAUCAUUCGGAAACAAUUAAUUCGAUCGAGGUGCCAUUAAACUCUACUUUUGAAGAGAAAAACUCAGCAAAUCUUACCAUGCCAAAUGCAGAAUCUGGCCAAGAAGCAGACGAGAGCUCGUUUUCUAUUCUACAAUCAAACUGGAGUAUGAACAUUGCUAAAAUUACAUUACGACGAGCAGGCUAUUAUACUAUUCCACCUCUCGACAAAUUAGACGAAUUUGUUUGUGGCGAGACGUGCAUUGUACCGAACUUUACCAUCGGCCGCGAGGGUUACGGCAACGUAUACUUUCCGGAUUCAUUCGAUGUGUAUGGUUUGAACCUCGAUGAAAUUGUUCACUUUCGUCAUAAGGAGGUAAUCAUCUAUCCCGACGAUGAAAAAAAGCCACCAGUGGGACAAGGUCUGAAUCGAAGAGCGCAGGUCACCCUGGACAAAGUGUGGCCGCAUGACAAGUCACUGCAUGAGCCGAUUACGGAUCCACAGCGACUUGCUGCGAUGAACUAUGAAGGAAAAUUGCGCCGAGUGUCCGCGAAGCAUGACACCCGCUUCCUCGAGUAUCGACCAGAGACUGGUUCGUGGGUUUUUAAAGUUGACCACUUUUCCAAGUAUGGUCUCAGCGAUUCAGACGAGGAUGACAAUCAAAUCUCGUCGACUUCGGAAGCGAAGAAACUGAAGGGAUUUCCCGCGCCCGUGCAAAAAGGCGUGGGUAAGUCCAUUGAUCCAUCCGCGGGGAUGAAUAAGGAGGCGAUUAAUGGAAUGGCCAUCAACGGAACGCUUGACGGUACGAAGAUUGGAAACAGCAAGCAACCAAGUGCAGUUGAGGAUUUUUUAGGAAAGACUCCAAUCAUCCGUUUUGCUUACAAUGAUCGCAGUUACGAUGAGCGAGGAAUGAUUAUCAGUCCGAUUGGGGAGACCUCGUUUGGUCGUUCUGAUUUUAUUCGCGGGGAUUAUAGUUACGAGAAACGGAUAACUGUCAGUCCAGUUGGUGAUAAUGCUCGAGUCGCUGGUACUGAUAGCCACAAGUUGCAGCUCAUGAAGGCCAGCUUCUUUGAUGCAAACGAUGAAGACAUAAAUGAAGAAGAAACGAGCAAUGGCAUAUUUCCCUCCGUGCAGAAAACCCUAAUACGCUACUUCUCGGACGUUACGGAGGCCAAGAGCGAUCAAGAAGCUCCAUACAACGCUACGACGUUAUGCGCGACUCUCGUGAAUGAAACGUUUUCUACGCCACUCCCGGAGAAUCUGGCGCUUUGCGCAUCUAGAAGAUCGCAUCUGCCUCGUAUCGGCGCGCAAGAUAAACAGUUGAUCAUCGAAAAGAUUGUUUCGCCGUGUGUAGUUACGCCGAUCACGAGCGUGCUGAAGUAUCAUUAUGAAGUUGUGCCGCUUAAGGAGUCCAGGUUGAAUAGGUUGCGAUUUCGCUGCGUUGCUGACGCCGGUGUAUAUAUGGGUCGGACGUUUCGACCCAGUUGGGGCGCUGGACUGACGCUGUUGUCACUGAGCACGCAGGAGCAAGCGACUAAAAUGCAGCUACGGAGUGCAUUUAGUCAUUUAAGUCGCUAUGUCUCUGGUCGUCCUGUUGACGACGUCUCGUCGACGGUGAUCGUUCAACGCCUGCAGAUUUUAGGCGGUGAUGAAUACGACGCAAAAACGUUUAGGGACAGUAUAGAACGUCACCUGAGAAUCCAGCUAGAUCAUUGCGUGAUAGGUCACGAAGAGGACUGUCCUACAUUUAAUGUGGCGACUGACAAUGCGAACGAGGCAUUGCAGUUGCAUUGUACGCUGGCGCAAGAUUUCGCAGAAAAAGAGCAAAGACCAAGUGAGGACACCAACGACGAGCAGAUACAAGGUAGCGGUGCCAACGAGAGAUCGUUCCGUCAAUACGCGAGUAUCGUGUGGACUCUGUGCGUGGCGCUCUGGGGAAAUUACGCCAGUCAAGACACAGUUAAUAAUGCUAACGAGGAACACUACAACGUCAUGAUGAGAAGGGAGGCCGUGGGCGGGUGGCUAAGGAAUGUAGUACAGAGAUCGGUUGAACGGGAAAUCAAAAGCAUUGACAGUGAAGCAAAGAGUUCCCAUGAGAAGACGAUACUGUCGCUACUCUCUGCUUGCAAGUUAGAAGAUGCCUGCCAGGAAGCGCGGAAGGCCGGGGACCAUUGUUUGGCGUUGCUGAUGGCGCAACUGCGAAGUGGCGCAAUGGUGAAAAAGUUGAUCAAGCAGCAGCUUGCACUGUGGCAGGAGACCGACGUAGAUGAAAAUCUCACAAUUGAUCGUUUGAAACUGUUUAUGCUAGUAGCGGGCGAGCCGCUUAUCUCUAGUAAGCACGGUACCAUCAACGUGUGUGAGGAUCUGGACUGGAAGCGCGCCUUCGCUAUCCAUCUGUGGUACCUAUCGCCGCCGACCUGUUCGAUUACUGAUGCCUUGGACCUCUACGAGGCAUCGUUCAACACGACGGAAGCCCAAAUGUACACUGCGAUGCCUGAACCUGAGUACAGAGAGAAUGAUUACGACGCCGAGUUGAGUAACGGCAAGCGGAUAUAUGAUCUCUGCUUUCAUCUCUUGAAGUUGUACUGCACUGGAAAUCACGAUCUGGGCGAGCUUCUGAAUCCGUUGUCGUACACCGCUAAUCCCUUAGAUUACAGAUUGAGCUGGUUGAUGCAACAAACACUUGUGGCAUUGGGCUACACUCAUCUUUCUGACCAUGUUGCCGCGUUAACACAUAUAAAUUUUGCGACUCAACUGGAGGCGCAUGGACUUUGGCAUUGGGCGAUCUUUGUGGUGUUGCAUCUACGAGAUUCGUCUAGACGUCGAACUGCCGUGCAAAAUCUGUUGUUACGUCAUAUAGAAAUAGACGAUACCCCGGAAUACGUGAAGCGCGAGCAGUUCUUAAAGGAGGAGCUUGGUAUAUCGUCAGUUUGGAUUCAUCAGGCUAAGGCCAUCAAAAGUAGCAUUAAUAAGAGAUACGGCGAAGCAGCUUGGUACUACAUCCAGGCGGAACAAUGGACCCAAGCUCAUGAAAUUAUUAUAGAGCAUUUGGCGGCUGAUGCUAUAAUAAAUGAAAACUACGAUUAUUUGAAAUCAUUGUUAAGCUCACUAAUAGCAGCCGAAUGUAGCGGCACAAUUAGCGGAUGGUCGCAUCAGGGGCAGCUCUUGUGGGAGUACAUGGAAAUAACUAGCGAGAUCCAAAGUUUGUUGAAGUCUGAUCCGGAUUAUUGUGGACUAACUUAUCAAUUGGAGGCGCUGAAGCCACGAUUAACGGACCUGUGUCAUAAAAUCGAUCAAUUCCCGUGCCCAACUGCUAAACACAGAUUGUGCCAGGCUGAAAUUGCAAAGAGAACUCUACACUUGGCUAGAAACUUGUUGUUGCUGCAGAAGAACGAACAGAGAUCCGUCACAAAACUGUUAGUCCGUUUAAUAUCUCAGCUACCCUUACCGGAGGAUUAUGCGCAACAAGAACUGCGACCCAUUGUUAAUAUGCGCGUAGCAGAAGUAAUACCGUAGUGCAAAUGUGAAAUAAUAUGCGCGCGCGCGCGCACACACACAUACACACACACACACACACACACACACACACACACACACACACACACACACACACACACACACACACACACAACAUACACAAGUUAAUAUUGAUCGUGUAGUUGUAAAGUUCUUAUAUUAACAAAAAGUCUUAUUUUUGUCUUUUCCCGUACAUGCGUCUACAGCCGUAAGUAAGCCUGAGAUUUUUCGAAGGAUUUUUCCUGAUAUAAGCAGUAAUAGCAAAUUACGCAAUUUAUACAGUAGAUUUGUAAAGCUGAAAAUUAUAUAAGCACAUAGCAAAAUAUAUUGAUGUGUGAUACUAUUUAAGUCUUUCUUACAUUUUUUAUCGAUUCACGUACAAAAUUAUCUCGUGUUUUAGGGAACGUAUGUGACUGACUGUAUGAAGGUACAGGAUGUUUGAGUAUAAAGGGGGGGGGGAUGGGCGGUCUCUCUUUUCUCAGUUUUUUCUCAUAAUGUUUGAUGUGCGUAUAUUAAUAUACGCGUACAUGAAACAUUUUUUUUAGAAAUGCUUAUUUUUCGAUAUAUUUAAGGGGUCCGAGACUUUUCUAACACUCUGUAUAAUCAAAUGUAACUAAUUGAUUGAAAAGAAAUGUGAACGACAAUGAUUUUAUGCUACGUGCAGAAAUAUUUCUAUUAUGUAUAUCGUGGAUUUUUUCUUAUAUAAUUUGUAUUGUCGCGCCAGUAUAAUGCGGACUUGUCAUAUUAGGUACCUUUUAGGAUACACAAUUACACAGACACGUGAAAAGCGGCAACUUGUAUUAUAUGAUGCACUUAUCAUAUAAUAUGUGUAUAAUCAUUACGUUUCCACAUUUUGAUUUGUCUUAUUCAUUUUUCGCAUAUUAAUUACGAGAGAUUUUGUUAAAGGGUAACAAUUUUAAUUAUUGCACGAGUGUAAAUUGCAUGUAACGGACUUGUAUAUUACAUUAAAAAUUAGACGUGUUUGGAGAAAUGUACUCCGCAAAAACUUAUAUAGUGUUGCGUACAUAACAGUUUUCCAUUAUUAAAUAGUAGAAUAAACCGUCUGUAAGAGGUAAGAAGGAAAUUCAAUUACACAAUUACAGUUACGAGAAAUAGUAAGAUACAUGUUAUGUGUAAAGAAUAUUUGUAUAAAUAAAAUCAAAUUUUCACUCUUUUAAAA
Messenger RNA from Solenopsis invicta (red fire ant), 7156 nucleotides. RefSeq names its product nuclear pore complex protein Nup98-Nup96 (gene Nup98-96). Gene Ontology annotation, biological process: post-transcriptional tethering of RNA polymerase II gene DNA at nuclear periphery; protein import into nucleus; RNA export from nucleus. Gene Ontology annotation, cellular component: nuclear pore; nuclear pore cytoplasmic filaments. The record is from RefSeq and is a predicted model, not a curated record. Lineage: Eukaryota; Metazoa; Arthropoda; Insecta; Hymenoptera; Formicidae. The coding region runs from base 220 to 5976 and encodes 1918 amino acids. The transcript is spliced from 20 exons. Gene Ontology annotation, molecular function: structural constituent of nuclear pore.